AUGCAGUCCACCACUAGACGGCCUCCCCCUCCUGGUCCUGCCCGCCCGCUCUACGACUCGCCCGCUGCGCCCGUGCAGGACACCAGACAACAAACGACCGCUACGCACGCCGCGCGUCCGUCUUCCGACGAGUCGCCGUUCGUGGAGCCGGGACAGCCUGUGCAUGAUCAUGCGCGGCGCGAUGAGAAGGCGGCGUCGAUCUGGGACACGGGCAUGGGCAUCGUCGGCAGCGCGCCGCGGGACGUCGCAUAUGUGAUGCUCGUCAGGCCCCGCAAGUCGUCCCUGCGUCUGCUGCAGCUCAUCGCGCUUUCGCUGGAUCCUCUCCACGCGCGGCUCGUUCCCCAGGCUUCCACUCCCCCAGCCGACGUCGCGGACGAACGCGGCCGGUGGUGCUCUCCGUCUAGGCUCAUCCCGCAACGGCCCCUUCAGCGGCGUCCGAACGUGUCCACGCAGACGCUGUCUCCGCAGCCUGGGCAGGUGUUUAAGCUCCUCGGUGGGUCCAGCGUGCGUCUCCUCUGUCUUGCGCUAUUGCUGCGAGCAUUCCGGUGUCAGUCGCGCUGCCACGGGAUGCUCGUGCACGCCGUUAGCGGUGUUGCCGCUCCGGGCCUGCGACAGACGCGCAGUACGCGCCGUUCAGAGGCGUGGAUGGUCCUGCUGCCGAGGCCACGGCCGCCAUCGACUGCCGCGGGUGUAGAGGACAACGUCCGGCGGCAUGCACAGCGAACAUCCCGGUCAGUCGCGGGCGUGUCGCGGGCAGACGCGUACGAGAACGUGCCGAGUUUGCGACGCGUCAUGGGGCGGCAGCGCACGCCGUCGCGCGCACUGGAGCUGCGGCACACCGUCGCGCGCACUGGAGCUGCGGCACACCGUCAUCUAGGGAGCACAGGCGAGGCGCACCGCGUGGGUGGGCGGCCGCUGCGGUUGCUGGAGCGCAGCACGGCGGCGCGCGCGCAGAACGAGCCGGACGGGCGGUCGCACAGACAGACGUGA
Molecule: messenger RNA, 990 nt
Organism: Postia placenta MAD-698-R-SB12
Lineage: Eukaryota; Fungi; Basidiomycota; Agaricomycetes; Polyporales; Adustoporiaceae
Exons: 3
Coding region: 1-990 (329 amino acids)
Source: RefSeq, a predicted model, not a curated record